Molecule: messenger RNA, 2214 nt
Organism: Phalaenopsis equestris
Lineage: Eukaryota; Viridiplantae; Streptophyta; Magnoliopsida; Asparagales; Orchidaceae
Product: protein HOTHEAD-like
Molecular function (GO): oxidoreductase activity, acting on CH-OH group of donors; flavin adenine dinucleotide binding
Source: RefSeq, a predicted model, not a curated record
UUUUGAAGUGUCUCAUACGCCAGGCGUGUUUAAAGGCGUCGUCUUUAUAUGAACGACAGUUACUGCAUAUAUUCAGCUCUCUGGCGGUAGGUGAAAACAAACUCCCGAAGAAAAAUGGAGUUAUCUUUGCACUGCUUAGCCGCUCUUCUAUCUCUAGCCCAAUAACCUAACCAUAGCUCUAGUUUUCUUCUCUUCUAUUUAUAUAAACUUUGCUUCUCAAAUCCAGCCUCUCCAACAACUCUCUCUCUCUCUCUCUUUCUCUAUCUCUCCCCUCUCUUUCCUGUGAAGGAUGGACUUUGGAAGGAUGAGGAGUUAUCUUCUGCUUUUUCUGUGCUUUGUUGGUUACUGCCACUCUGAAAUAGCUCCGAAAUACGCAUUCUUGAAGCAUGCCACGGAAGCUCCACCCAUCUCCUACUACGACUACAUAAUCAUCGGCGGCGGAACCGCCGGAUGUCCCCUGGCGGCCACCCUCUCUGAAAACUUCAACGUCCUCCUCCUCGAACGCGGCGGCUCUCCUUACGGCAACAGCAACAUAACUAACCUCGCCUCCUUCGCCGACACCCUCGCAGACGUCUCUCCGACAUCAGCGUCGCAGCGAUUCGUGUCCGAGGACGGUGUUAUAAACGCCCGAGCUCGUGUGCUCGGCGGCGGCAGCUGCCUGAACGCUGGGUUUUAUACUCGGGCAAGCCAGGACUAUGUUCGUCGGGCCGGGUGGAAUGACGGGCGGCUUGUUAAUGAGUCUUAUGGGUGGGUCGAGCGGCUGGUUGCGUUUGAGCCGCCAAUGCUGCAGUGGCAGUCGGCGGUGAGGAACGGUUUACUGGAGGCUGGUAUCAUGCCGUACAAUGGAUUCACCUUUGACCACAUCUACGGGACGAAGGUCGGGGGAACUAUCUUUGACCGAGACGGACACCGGCACACGGCAGCGGACCUGCUGGCGUACGCGAACCCAUCAAGACUAACGGUUCUUCUACGGGCGACGGCGUCGAAGAUACUGUGGAAUUUGAAGGGGAGGAAUAAGGUGGCGGCGAGCGGUGUGCUGUAUAGGGAUGCGAUUGGGAGGUGGAAGAGGGCGUACGUGAAGAGAGGGGGAGAGAUUGUGGUGUCGGCGGGGGCGAUUGGGAGUCCGCAGUUGCUCAUGCUAAGCGGGGUGGGGCCGAAAGAAGAGUUGGACAAGUUGGGGAUAAAGGUGGUGGUGGAUCAGCCGAUGGUGGGGAAGGGGAUGUCCGAUAAUCCCAUGAAUGCUAUAUUUGUGCCGUCGCCGUCGCCAGUAGAGACGUCGCUGAUACAGGUGGUGGGGAUUACGAGGUUUGGGACUUAUGUCGAGGCUGCCAGCGGGCAUUUUUUUGCUAGCUCGGCUGAUGGUGGUGGUGGUGGUGCGGGUCCGCCGGCGGCGAGGAAUUUUGGAAUGUUCUCGCCUCAGACGGGGCAGCUCUCCACCGUUCCCCCAAAGCAAAGAACCCCCGAAGCCAUCGAAAGCGCCGUUAAGGCCAUGAACAGCCUGGACGAAUCCGCCUUCCGCGGCGGCUUCAUCCUCGAAAAGGUGAUCGGACCCUCUCCAGGCCCCCUGGAGCUCAAAACCCACAACCCCGACGACAACCCUUCCGUCACCUUCAACUACUUCAGCGACCCGCUGGAUCUCCGGCGAUGCGUGGAAGGCCUCAAGACGAUCGAGAGAGUCAUAGAGUCCAAAGCCUUUACCAAUUUCAGGUACCCAUUCAUCUCCGUAGGGGCUCUGCUCAACAUGACGGUGAGCUUUCCGGUGAACCUGCUUCCGAAGCACGACAACGACUCCAGGUCAUUGGAGCAGUACUGUAAGGAUACGGUGAUGACGAUCUGGCAUUACCAUGGAGGGUGCCAGGUGGGGAGAGUUGUCGAUGGGGAUUAUAGAGUUAUUGGGGUUGAUGGCCUCAGGGUUAUCGAUGGCUCCACCUUCUAUUACUCGCCGGGGACCAAUCCUCAGGCCACCGUCAUGAUGCUCGGAAGGUACAUGGGCGUUAAGAUCCUUCAGGAGAGGCUACCAGCAAAACCGGGAGCCUGAUAUCAUUUAUGCAAUAGGAAGCUUGAAUUAGUUUUAUUAGUCAUCUUCGUCUUUUUUAGGUUUGUGUUAUCAAAUGUGUUAUUGAUCAGUCUGCCAUCUGAAUUAAUUUUCCUGAUGAAUAAAUUAAAAUAAUGAGAACGGUCGACUAUUUUCUAUUGGCUAAAGAGCUUUUAACU